AUGCGCAAGGCUACCGACUACAGCGAGACGGACCCCGAGCUCUCCUCCGUCCUCCAAGAGCACGAGAAGACUCUACGUUUGCCGUCCUUUAGCGCAGAGAUUGCCUGGGAGAUCGGAAGCCUGCUGAGGAAGCGCUUUGUCGAAGAGAAAGCCCCACUGGGGCUCUCGGCCGCGAUCCAGAUUCGCGCUUUCCCUGAAGGUUCCAGCAAGAACCCACUUGUUCUUUUUGCCACUACAGUAGGCGAUGUGAUGCCCGGCAUUUCUAGCCUCGUUGCAGGCAAGGCGAAUGUCGUGAGCUGGACUGGACGCUCCACAUACCUUUCGCGCAUCGACUUCAAAAAGCAUGGUAUCGACCUUGCAGAGUUUGGCCUGCCCUCUCCUGAGUACUUCAUGCAUGGUGGCGCCUUCCCCGUUCGUCUCGUGAAUCAUGAAGCGCCCGUUGCUGUCAUCAUCGUCUCUGGCAUGCCCUCAAUGGCAGACGACCACCAGAUCAUUGUCGACACGGUCGAGGCGUACUUGGCCAGCUUGAAGUAG
Apiotrichum porosum is the source of this 534-nucleotide messenger RNA. RefSeq lists its product as uncharacterized. The record is from RefSeq and is a predicted model, not a curated record. The transcript is spliced from 5 exons. The coding region runs from base 1 to 534 and encodes 177 amino acids. Lineage: Eukaryota; Fungi; Basidiomycota; Tremellomycetes; Trichosporonales; Trichosporonaceae.